UUUUACGAACGGGGUGGCUCUUUCAAUACUUAGUGCCAGGGAAAGCCGGGUUCCUCUGCUGGAGUUUCACCCUGGGAGGAGCCUUUCAUGACCCCAGAUUUUGAGGUUAAACCCCAGUUUCUGGCAAGAUUGGGGCGCUUUCCCCGUGACACUGUGACCAGGAGGAUCCAUGGGAUCCAUCCCAUCCUAUCCCGACCCGUCCCGCUCAGCCCGGCAGGCUCUGCCCAGAUAAACACUGACUCAUGUUUUUCUGUCCCACCCUGGGCACAGCAGCUUUUUUAAGGCUGCCUUUUCCAGCUAUUCCCUUUUUCCUGCGCUGUUCACACGGACAGGGUGUGCAGGGAGGCAGGGAGAGGCUGGGAAUGCCGGAGGCUGCGGGGUGUGGGGGUCCCGGAUCCGUGAUGGAGAGCUGGGAUGUGUCUGAGUGGAUGCAGCUCAUGCCUUAGGCCGGUGUGGAGGGAGCUGCCGCUGUGCCCUGGGACACUGAACUGGCACCUGUCCCCCAUCCCGCCAGAGAGGAGAGAGCAGGGAAAAAUCACUGGCUGCAGAUCCCAGCAUCCCAAAUCCCUGGGGUCACAGGGAUUGGCUGCUGCUCACACGGACAAUGGCGCUUCCCAACCAGUCUGAUUACUCGGAUGGCCUCAAUAACUACAGCGACUACCUGGACUACACCUACGAGGACACGGGCGGCGUGUGGGCAGACCCAGCCCACGAUCCCAAGGACAUCACCAGGAUCCUGUCUGUCAUCAUCUACAGCGUGUCCUGCGUGCUGGGCAUCCUGGGCAACGGCCUGGUCAUCGCCAUCAUCACCCUCAAGAUGAAGAAGUCGGUCAAUGCCGUGUGGUUCCUCAACCUGGCCGUGGCCGACUUCCUCUUCAACAUCUUCCUGCCCAUCAACAUCGCCUACACGGCCAUGAGCUACCACUGGGUCUUUGGGACCGUCAUGUGCAAGCUGAACUCCUUCCUCCUCAUCCUCAACAUGUACACCAGCGUGCUGCUGCUCACCACCAUCAGCUUCGACCGCUACGUGUCCGUGGUGUUCCCGGUGUGGUCGCAGAACCAUCGCUCCACCAACCUGGCCUACGGCGUGUGCGUGAUCAUCUGGACCCUGGGCAUCGUCAUGAGCUGCCCCUCGCUCGUCUUCCGGGACACGGCGCAGACCCGCGGCUCCGUCAUCUGCUUCAGCAACUUCUCCCUGUCCAGGAACAGAUCCCACGAAGGGCUGGCUCUGGUGAGGCACCGCACAGUGAACGUCACCAGGUUCCUGGCUGGGUACAUCCUCCCCAUCACCAUCAUCACCUUCUGCUACGUCGCCAUCGUCUUCAACCUGCGCCGGAACCGCCUGGCCAAGUCCAAGAAGCCCUUCAAGAUCAUUGUCACCAUCAUUGUCACCUUCUUCCUCUGCUGGAGUCCCUACCACCUGCUGAACCUGCUGGAGACGGUGCCCAACGCUGUGCCCUGGUCCGUGUUUGAGAUCUUCAUCCCGCUCACCACGGCUCUGGCAGCCUCCAACAGCUGCAUGAACCCCGUCCUCUACGUCUUCAUGGGCCAGGACUUCAAGAAGUUCAAGGUGACCCUCCUUUCCAGGCUGGUGAAUGCCCUCAGUGAGGAGACAGGACACUCCAGCAUCGUGCACAGGAGCUUCUCCAAGAUCUCCUCCAUGACUGAGAAAGAGACAACAGUUGUGUAAGCUCUGCCUGCAGGAGGGACAGAGUGCCCUGCUGUUGGCACUGUGACAGUGGCCACCCCUGUGGUGGCCCUGGUGUGGGUCAAGCAUUGUCCAACAGUGUCCUACAGCCCAUUUUUGACUGCUGUUGCUGCCUGGGGGCUGCCAGGGCAUGGAGACCUGGAAGGUAUGGAGAGGACACAACCACCCUUGAUCUUAUGUGGGAUUGCAAAAAUCCUUGUGCCAAACUAAGGAAACAUUUUGGGACAUUCCCAUCCAACCUCUGCAUUGCCUGACUCAGGAAGGGCUUUCCUGCUGUUUCCAGAGUGGUGUUUCCUGGUGGGGUGCAGGAUAUCAGGAAGGCAGCUCCCGUGCCACAGGUGAUCCCUGUCAUGGCCAAACUGGUGACACUCCUCUGUCCCGUGUCUGUGUGUGGCUCCUCAUGGUAAAUUCCUGAGGUAUUUCGGUACCAGAACAAGGUGUUUGUGACUUUUUUGGGAAGUGUCCCUAUGAAGGGUUGGAAUAUCCCAUCACAGAGAACUGGGAAGUCUCAAAUGUCUUCUAAGUGAUCCAGACCCAGGGCCACCUUCCAGUGUGGACUCAUGCACAGGGUCACCAGCAUGGAAAACCGGGAGAAAAAAGAGGGAAAGGUCAAUUUGAAAUGUCUUUUUAAUGCUCCUUUUGAUGGGCAUGUCCCACACGGUACAUCCUGCAGAGAAGUGGAUAUUUGGGACCAGGAUCAGGCCCAUGAGCUCCUGGAGAGGACCUGCUGUCUCCUCCUGCAUCCAGGGGGGACUGGCUCUGUCACCAGCUGCUCCCUGGUGGGACCAGUCAGUUCUGUGGGAUGAUUUUGUCUCUCCCACCUUGGGAAUCUCGUGGGAGGCUCUGAUGUCACACAACAAUCUCUGCAGGGAAGGAUGGACCGAGCCACCACCUUCACCCAAUUUCACACCCCGUUAAUUUUGGAGCUCCCUCACCACAACUUCAGUGUCACCCUCAUUUAUGUGUCACUCCCAGCACAGUGAGGAAUCCCUGGAGCUGGGAUUGGGCAGCACCCAGAGGACCUGGGGACAUUUCAGGGGGUCUCUUUGCGAGCUUUGUGCAGAGCUUUGACACUUUGGCAGUGGAGAGUCUGCUCCCAGGUGCUCAAAAAAGCCGAAAUAUUUAUUUAUAGCUUUCCUUGGAAAUUAGAAAAUGGGAACUAAAAUGAAGAGGCAGCUCCCAGGAAAAGCUUUUUCCAGGCAGCAGAUUGUGCCAGGCACAGGUACAAGCAAAGCCCUGGUAACUGAGCCAUGGGAGCGUCGGGAUCAGAGAGGAUGCUGCAGUGGGAGCUGGGUUUCAGGAUUUCAGGAUUUCAGACGGAUUAUCCGGAGUCCUCUCCAUCCCACCUCGGUCUGCACCACCUCCUUUGUGUGAUGGGACACUCAGCACCUGGAUUGUCCCUGUUGGGAUCACUCACUUCCCUAGGGAACACUCCACCACACCACAUCCCAGGCCCAGGGCUACUCCCAGCCCUGACCCACAGGGAUUUUUGCCCCAAAGCCCACGCUGGAUCCAUAGCCAUGGAAGAUGCAGUGCCUGACAAGGCUGCAGGGCCUCUCUGCUGGUGGGAGGAGGCUCCUCUUGCUCAUUUUUAUUUAAUUAACACUGCUGGAAGGUUGCCGGGAUCCUAUUAGGAGUGGGAUAGGACAGAUGGGAUGGAUGGGACAGAUGGACAGACAGGGACACACAGAACUUGCAGAAGAUCUGUUCAGGGAACAAUGGGAAUGGGAUGUACCCAGAGCCAGCAGCCUCUGGGGCUUUUUGGGCUCCGGAUUUGGAGAAACCCUGAACAUGGGAACAGUGGGAAGAAGCCUCAAGGACUGGAUGCCAUCCCACUGCCCCUCAGGUUGGUGCUGGGAUGUUCCUAAUGGAUUCAGGAUGCUCCUCACCAAUUCUCCUCUCCAAGCCCAUCUGUUAUUACUCCAAACAGCUUAAAAAAAAAAAAAAAAAAAAAAAAAAGCAGUGCCUUGGUACUUAUCCUGGGGUUAAAUCAUCACUGUAAUGGCAGCUUGGGAAUCCCAAAUUUCCCAGAUGUUUCAGUCCAUCUUUGUAGCUGUUGCUUAUUUAAUAAAAUCUCUGUUUUUCAGACAAA
Messenger RNA from Sturnus vulgaris (Common starling), 3800 nucleotides. RefSeq names its product chemerin chemokine-like receptor 1 (gene CMKLR1). Gene Ontology annotation, biological process: inflammatory response; complement receptor mediated signaling pathway; positive regulation of cytosolic calcium ion concentration. Gene Ontology annotation, cellular component: plasma membrane. Lineage: Eukaryota; Metazoa; Chordata; Aves; Passeriformes; Sturnidae. Gene Ontology annotation, molecular function: G protein-coupled receptor activity; complement receptor activity. The record is from RefSeq and is a predicted model, not a curated record.